Molecule: messenger RNA, 1844 nt
Organism: Postia placenta MAD-698-R-SB12
Lineage: Eukaryota; Fungi; Basidiomycota; Agaricomycetes; Polyporales; Adustoporiaceae
Exons: 7
Coding region: 35-1780 (581 amino acids)
Biological process (GO): rRNA processing
Cellular component (GO): nucleus
Molecular function (GO): protein binding
Source: RefSeq, a predicted model, not a curated record
GCAUUCUCUUCCAUCCCGAGGUUGCGCAGCCAGGAUGAGUAGCCUCAUCUCUUGCGUGUCGUGGGUGAAACGAGGCGUAGCUGUUCAGCACCCGGAAAAAUAUGUACUCGAUGAUCAAGAGCUGCAGCGUGUCAGUGCUCUGGCGCGGAUUGAGCUUGAAGAUGCCCGGAAAGAACUUGAGGCGGCGCACAAGGCAGCAGGCCUGAUGGGCGUGGGCGCCGAGGGAGAGGAAGCGGACGAUGCAGACGAGGACGAGAGCGCAUGGGUCGAUGAAGAUGAUGAUGCCGAGAAAGAUGUCAUCGACGAGGACACACCGAUGGAUGUAGACGGCCCCGUAUCAAAACCGGCUAAGGGCAGCAAGGACGACGAUGAUCUCGCCGAAUACAAUCUCGACGACUAUGACGACGACGAUAACGACGUUUUGCCAGCGACGGGGCCGUUCAGUAACAUCAAGGGUCUCACAUAUUAUCGGAACAACGACGAGGAUCCUUAUAUUACACUGAAAGAAGAUGAUGAUGAAGUCGAGCGGGAAGAGCUCGAGGUCCUCCCCACCGACAAUCUCCUCGUAACCGCCAAAACUGAAGACGACAUUUCUCAACUCGAGAUCUAUGUCUACGACGAGUCCCAAGAAAACCUAUACGCGCACCACGACCUGAUGCUUCCCUCCUUUCCUCUUUGCCUUGAGUGGCUCGACUUCCCACCCGUCACCUCGCCCUCUGCACAGGGGUCUGCCGGCUCGCCCGCGAAGCAGUUCGGGAACUACAUCGCGGUCGGUACGCUCGAGCCCGAGAUCGAGAUCUGGUCCCUUGACGUCGUCGAGGCGAUGUAUCCAGACAUGGUCCUCGGUCGCCCGGACAAGACUGCGGCACACGUUCCGACGCCGCUCGGCACGGGCAAGAAGAAACGCAAAAAGACGAAGCACCGCGCAGCGUCUGCCGCGCAUCACGUCGAUGCAGUGCUUUCGCUUUCGUGGAAUCGCACGCACCGCAAUCUGCUCGCAUCCGCGUCAGCAGAUCGCACAGUGAAGUUGUGGGACCUCAACCGCGACCCGACGAUCAGUGGGGUGGGUGAGGAGGGCCAGGGUGCGCUGCGCAGCUUCGACGUCCACAAGGACAAAGUGCAGGCAGUACAGUGGAAUUCAAAAGAGCCGACAGUGCUCCUGACUGGAAGCUAUGAUCGGACAGUACGGACGUUUGACUCGAGAGCACCAGACGCCGGGGUGGUCGCUAUGGUCGGUGCUGAUGUAGAAGCAAUACGAUGGGAUCCAUGGGAAGCCCACGGUUUCUACGUAUCCCUCGAAAACGGUCUUGUGCUCAACUUCGAUGCAAGAACACUGCCUUCUAACAUGAAUUCGCCGUCCCCCGCCCGCUUCACACUUGCCGCUCACGAUGGUGCUGCUUCUGCGUUGGACGUCAAUCCACAUAUACGUGGCUGCCUAGCCACAGGCGGCACAGACAAGAUCGUGAAGGUAUGGAACGUGGUCGAGGAUUCCGAUUUGGAGAAACGCCAAGUCAGCCUGGUCAUCUCACGGGAUCUCGGCGUUGGCAAGGUGUUUUCAACUGCGUGGUCGCCCGACGACCCGCUCACUCUGGCUGCGGCGGGUUCUGCAGCGAAGAUGCAAAUAUGGGACGUCGGCGCGAAUGCUGGAGCGCGAAAAGCCCUCGGCCCCAAGCUUGCACAGGCAGGCAGGGAGUUGAAGGAAAAAACUGGUGGCGGUGUCGUCGGUGUCUCCAGCGACAACGAGGACAGUAGUGGAGAUGAGGAUGAAGGAGAAGAGUAAGAUAUGCCUCUUAGGGCAGUGGAUGUCAUGUCUUUACGUUCCUCUGUAUUUGUUUUUAUCUGUC